Glossina fuscipes is the source of this 1511-nucleotide messenger RNA. RefSeq names its product 4-hydroxybenzoate polyprenyltransferase, mitochondrial (gene Coq2). The coding region runs from base 312 to 1496 and encodes 394 amino acids. The record is from RefSeq and is a predicted model, not a curated record. NCBI's taxonomy places the organism in Eukaryota, Metazoa, Arthropoda, Insecta, Diptera, Glossinidae. Gene Ontology annotation, cellular component: mitochondrial inner membrane. The transcript has 3 exons. Gene Ontology annotation, biological process: ubiquinone biosynthetic process.
UCAUGUCAGCUGUUUUUCAAUGUUUAUAAUUGGAAAAAAGUUGGAUGAAAUAUGAAAUUCUACAACAUCCACAACAACGUAUUAAAAUAUACAGUGUUAAGUGCUGUCUUGACUUAAUCUGCUAAAAAGAUCAAGGUGAAGAAAUCUAAAAUUUCAAAUGGUUUAAAAAAAAAACUCGUCAACGUAACGCUCGCAAUAAUUCUUGCCGUCAUUUAGGAAACAGAUUCCGAGUAAUCCAUUGUGCGGAAAAAUACACCAAUUGCCUGCCACUCAACCGGACUUUCUUACAGCAUCAUACUAUUCUAUUCAUUAUGUUCAUCUUGAGAAGACGUGUAACGUGUCUGCGCUUCAACGGCUAUUCUGCUAUUGCUUUAAGCAGUUAUGUGCCGAAUACUUUGGUUAGAAAUCCUUCCUACAAUUUAAGACAGAGUAAUUGCAAAAAUAUUCACAGAUCAGCUGCAUUAAGCAUCCAACCAUCUGGGAAUGAGAAAAAUAAUUUGAAGACUACAUCAAUCAAAAGUGAAGUUAUUAGAAAUAUAUUACCGUACAUACGUUUAAUGCGUGUAGAUCGUCCGAUUGGCAGUUUUUUAUUGUUUUGGCCUUGCGGAUGGAGUAUCGCGUUAAGUGCAAAUGCGGGAUGUUGGCCAGAUUGGUAUAUGUUAAGUCUCUUUGCUACCGGGGCUUUUGUAAUGCGUGGGGCAGGUUGCACCAUUAACGACUUAUGGGACAGAAAUAUAGAUAAAAAGGUAGAAAGAACAAGAAACCGGCCUUUGGCUUGUGGAGAUAUUUCCCAACUUGACGCUGUUAUAUUUCUGUCUGCUCAAUUAAGUUUUGGCCUUUUAAUAUUGAUACAACUCAACUGGGAAUCUAUACUUCUAGGAGCUAGUUCAUUAGGCCUUGUAGUGACUUAUCCACUUAUGAAACGCAUAACAUAUUGGCCCCAAUUAGUUUUGGGAAUGGCGUUCAAUUGGGGUGCUCUUUUAGGCUGGUGUGCAACAAAAGGAUUGGUCGAUUGGUCUGCUUGUUUACCGUUAUAUUUAUCUGGUAUUUGUUGGACCAUAAUCUACGAUACCAUUUAUGCCCAUCAAGAUAAAAAAGAUGAUUUACAAAUCGGCGUUAAAUCAACGGCCCUACGCUUUGGCGAUGAUACUAAAGUGUGGUUAUCGGCCUUCACUGUUGCAAUGUUGUCUGGCUUAACAUUAGUUGGUUUAGUCUGCGAUCAAACGUUACCUUAUUAUGCAUCCGUUAGCUUAGUAGGAGCCCACAUAGUCCAUCAGAUUUCUUCGUUAAAUAUAGAUAAUCCAACCGAUUGUGCGAAAAAAUUCAUCUCUAAUCAUCAAGUUGGUUUGAUUUUAUUUAUUGGCAUUGUGCUGGGUACUCUAAUGAAAACAAACGACAGUUCGGAUAUUACUCUAACGCAAAAAAGCGAUACCCCUAACAACUUUGAUAAUAGUACUGUUAAAAAUUUCGUGCCAUUACCCACCACCAAUCUAUAGUUUGUAUUAAACUAA